This is a messenger RNA of Ilyonectria robusta, 987 nucleotides long. RefSeq names its product Pam16-domain-containing protein. NCBI's taxonomy places the organism in Eukaryota, Fungi, Ascomycota, Sordariomycetes, Hypocreales, Nectriaceae. The coding region runs from base 136 to 555 and encodes 139 amino acids. The transcript has 2 exons. The record is from RefSeq and is a predicted model, not a curated record. Gene Ontology annotation, biological process: protein import into mitochondrial matrix. Gene Ontology annotation, cellular component: TIM23 mitochondrial import inner membrane translocase complex.
AGCAGCCAUUGUCAAGAUCACUUCCGCUGUCGCGAACGAGGGACGCAUUCACGUUGCCGUCCACAGCCUGUCAAUCCUGUCCUACCGGGCACUCUACUUGAGGAAAACACCUUCUCGUCCUCUUCUUUUGUCACAAUGGCGCACAAAUUCGUCGUCACCGCCUUCCUCACGGGCUCCCGAAUCCUCGGCCGCUCCUUUGUCGCUGCGUACAAGCAGGCCCAGGCCGCCUCGCAAUACCAGCGCCACCAGGCCAAGAUGGGCAACACAUCCGGCGGGGUGUCGCUCGCCUCCGGCAUGACUCUCGACGAGGCAUGCAAGAUCCUCAACGUUAAACCCCCGGCCGGCGGCAACGCCAACAUCGAGGAGGUUCUCGAGCGCUACAAGAGGCUGUUCGACUCCAACGAGCCGGCUAACGGCGGCAGCUUCUACCUGCAGAGCAAGAUUGUGAGGGCAAAAGAGCGGUUCGAGCGCGAGCUCGGCCCCAUGCGGGAGAAGGCCGAGCAGGAGGCUGAAACCAAGGAGGGCUGGAAGCCCAAGGUCUACAAGGACCGGUAGACGGGAAACGACUCUCAACACGAACGAUGACCCCGGUCGACGGUGAACCCUGGCAAAGAAGCAAAUGGAAUGUAGGAUAUGGGCCAGGGAGCACCGCACUGCACCGCAUCACCACACAGGCACAAACCAGACUUGCGGGCUUUGGCUUAGAGGGGGCUCACGGCGACGAGAGUCGCAGGGGAGUUUGGAGCUUCUAUGUGGGAGAGGGGGAUUCUUCCGUGUAUACAUGUACAUCUUCACUCGACUGCAGCAUGGCACGGCGUUUUGGGAUAUCUGGGGGCGCGAUGAGCCGCUGGAGGUUGGUUCUAGAUGAAAAACAAAAGACGACUCGUGAUGUUUUAAUACAAUUGUACCAUAUCAAGACCAACACUGGCACUGGCUGGCAUUUAAGUGAAGUCCACUUCACAGGCAGAUAUCUUCGUGAUUCUCAAG